Molecule: messenger RNA, 750 nt
Organism: Harmonia axyridis
Lineage: Eukaryota; Metazoa; Arthropoda; Insecta; Coleoptera; Coccinellidae
Product: translocon-associated protein subunit delta-like
Exons: 2
Coding region: 167-673 (168 amino acids)
Cellular component (GO): endoplasmic reticulum; membrane; endomembrane system
Source: RefSeq, a predicted model, not a curated record
UUGAAAGUACUACGUGCAACGUCAUAAUAAUCAUUGUUCCACGUGGAACAUAACUGGCGUUUUUGAUAGGUCUUGAUUUUGAUUUGGAAUAAGCAUCAUAAUCAAAUAUACCACGAUAUACUAUACCAGCAUAUUGCAAAAUUUCAGUUAAAAUUUAUAGGAAACAAUGUUUAAGUCUCUAGGUUUCGCCAUUUUUCUUGCUACUUUUAGCGUAGCAAUUAGUGAAACUUGUAAAAAUCCAGUAAUUACUUCAAGUUCAUUCACAACAGAAGAUUCUACCUAUUUAACAAAUAUUGCAUAUAUUGGUGUUUUUGAGGUGAAGUGUGAUGCUGGUGGUAUUUUGAAAAACCUCUACGCUGAAGUUAAUGGAAAUGUUGCUCCAAUAUCGACUGUAGACAAAAAUAAAUUCCAGGUGAGCUGGACUGAAGAAAUUAAAAAAGCAUCUUCCGGAGAUAAACUUGUCCGAAUUUAUUUGGAAGAUGAUGUGGCUGCUUUGAAGAAAGCUCAAAGAUUAGGGGAAGAUAUUAGCUCUGUACCAACCUUAGGUUCAAUUGUUGUGAACCAUCCAGGAGCUUACAGUGGUCCUCUUGUCAAUGGAGAAUUUUUAGCUUUAGUAUUGGCUUCAGUAACUGCCUACUAUGCAAUUUUAUCGAAAUUCCAGAUGUCUUCAUAAUUGUUACAUUUUUCCUAUUUGGAAAUCAAUGAGAUGUACUAGAAUAAUUGUUGAUUAAAUUAUUUUUUCUAAUUUUC